Ictalurus punctatus (channel catfish) is the source of this 1971-nucleotide messenger RNA. RefSeq names its product chromosome 26 C19orf67 homolog (gene c26h19orf67). NCBI's taxonomy places the organism in Eukaryota, Metazoa, Chordata, Actinopteri, Siluriformes, Ictaluridae. The record is from RefSeq and is a predicted model, not a curated record. The transcript has 7 exons. The coding region runs from base 257 to 1327 and encodes 356 amino acids.
CAUAGCUCACGUGAUCACUGACUGUCAGUGAGGAGCUUUAUUCUGUGACGCAGCUAACACUGUACUUUAUCAGUUUACUAUUUCCGCUUUAAACACUUACAUUGUGCAAGUACAUUAACGGACAGAUUAACAUUCACUCCUGAACUUUUUUUUUUUUACUUGAACCUAUCCAAGUACUUAUAUUUUCUAUUUCUCAUCUUUCGAUGUCGUGUAUGUGUUAGCUAACCGGCUAACAUAUUAGCGUUGUCAGUUAGAAAUGGAGUUCGCGCGUGACGAGAAGGUAGAGACGUUGUCAUAUACUGAGGACUAUAAUACUAAGGAAAUAAAAAAAGAACCCGACGACAGUGCGGUGGCGCCAUCUGUCGGCGGAGAAACGAACUGCACGGAGGCGCAGCUUGUUUCUGACACGUUUUCCUUUGAUCUUAAAUUAAUGGAUAAUAAAUUAUACCCCAUACAAGAACAACUCCAAUUUCUUCUCCGCGAGGCCGACGAGUUACAGAACCUCAUCGUCUACAGCGAAGACCGUGCCCAGAAUGAGAGCUUCGCUCUUCUGGUGCCAAAAUUCCUGAGGAUGUGUCAGCCAUAUUUCAACUACUUGGAGUCUACCGCCCGCAACACUUCACCUGGCCGAACUCCACUGCCCCAGUACAUACGCACCCGGCUGUUGGAGUUCUGUGAGCAACUGUGCAGUCGGCUGGAGGAGUUGAUAAUAACAUAUGCUUCAUACGGUUACCUUACUCUGACCGAAACCGACCCGAUGUGUGUGUCUCAUUUGUACAUUGGCCAGUGUCAGGUGGAUAACAUCAAGCUGUCAAUCUUCCGUUAUUGUCAACCCACCCCCUUCCUGGCCUCAACCAGUAAGGGACUGUACAAACGCAUGCGUUGGAACGUGGAGCGAAAGAUUGGGACCGAGGCAGUAAGAGAAGAGGAAAAGAAUGACAACAGGACAGAAGUCAAACAAGAGAUGGAAGGAGAACAGGAGGCAAAGGGAGUAGGAGGGACUGAAAGCAACAGUACAGAGUAUUACUUCCUCUGCUAUGAGGACAUCCACUUAGUGGAGGGAGAGGCACUGAGAGAACAGACAGACAGAAGGCCAGGGCAAGAAGCAGUAUUGAGGAUGUGGUCUGUAGGGAAAUGGGUACAGAUAUAUCCAGACCCAGACACUGAAGACAUCAAUGACUGGGUGUUGUGCGCGAUUCCGCAGGGUCAGUACAAGCCGCUGGUGUAUCUGGGUGAGGAGGAGCCAUUGUCCUGCGUUGCCACAGACCGUCUGCUGGGGGUGCUGCUGUCUCAGGCUGGUGAGAGCACGACACACCCCAUCACUUAAGGACUGACACAGCAAGAAAAGGAUGUCCACCAACCAAGAGUGAGAACAUCGUCAUUCUUACAAGUUCAGUAAGAAUCAGUUUUCCUUUCGCUGUAGAUCCGGUUGUUGAUCUCAACUGUUCAUAUUUGCCCUACAUUUUCUAUUGUAUGUUCUUGUCCUAGUUUUUUGAGGCAGUGUUUUAUAUAAUGUUAAAAACUUUUGCUAACAUUUAUAAAAUUGCUGAAAAGAUAACAGAUGCCAAGUUUUAACAUCUACCAAUCCAGUUUUAUUUCUUUCGGCAUUGAAACAGAAAUAGUAACUUGGAUACAUUACAAAAUAAAUGGAGCUGCCAUGGUUUGAUAACAUCUACAAACUGAAUACAAAAAUACAUUCCUUCAUUUAAAAAUAAAUUACAAAAAUAUACACAAUGAAACUAAGUUACAUUUCCAUUUGUUGUGCAUAAUGUGAUCACAGUUCAUACAAGUUUUUGGAUUUAAUAAACAAUUCUGAUCCCUUUGCUCUUUCUUGAUCCCUGAUUGUUAUUUACAGUGAAUUAUUAAACAUCAAGUCCAGUGUGUCUGGAAUACACUAAUCCUGAUAAAAGCUGGCAUCAACACAUGAAUUUUUCUAUUUCACAAAGUGAUGACCAGCAACAGUAGUACUGG